This is a messenger RNA of Glarea lozoyensis ATCC 20868, 846 nucleotides long. RefSeq lists its product as uncharacterized. The transcript has a single exon. Lineage: Eukaryota; Fungi; Ascomycota; Leotiomycetes; Helotiales; Helotiaceae. The record is from RefSeq and is a predicted model, not a curated record. Bases 1 to 846 code for a protein of 281 amino acids.
AUGAACACAGCAAGCAUGCUACUUCCGUCCGCAUUUGCCUGCGAAUCUUCGCAACCAUCGACCCCCAAAACCCGAUUCCAAUCGCGAAUGCGCUUCGCAUCACCGCCUCUCUCUCCACCACCGCCAUCCUCAACAGGCAACCCACCAGCGGCUCUCAAUAACCUCUUCUCGACCUGCCGCGCACUCCAGUCCUACCUGAACCCUUCUCCGAUUCCGAGCCAACUGCCUUCACCCCCAACAACCCACGCCGAAGUGCCAGUCGCCCUAUCACCAUCACCACUCAAGCUCCGUCUGCGCACGCGCAACAAGGAUAAUGAGAGCACAGCAGCCUUGACACCGCGCAAGAGAAUCACCAAGAGAACACCGGUACAAGUGCCCAGAGGCUUAAAUAAGAGACGAAGAGAGGACGCCGACGAGAUGAGCCGUGCGACUUCUGAACAGCAAGAAAACACUACACCUCUCCCGUCGGAUUCUGAGGAUGAGCCAGUGAAUUCGAGACCAAGCACCCCAAAACGUCAACGUAUCGCGCCGGAAAGCUUGCCAUUAGGAUUAGAUCGAGGAGACUUCCAUCUUUUGCAUUUACAGCAACAACCGCAAUCAAGCGAUCACAUCUUGCAGAGUGUAGAGGGCAAUGAGGAGUGGAGCACAGAAGAAGAUCGCAUGCUCGUGGAACUGGUACUGGAGAAACUGAAACUCAGUAAGAGUGACUGGCAGGACUGCGCGAAAAGUCUGGGCAAAGAUCGCGGAAGUGUAGGGAAGCGGUGGAAGAGUCUGAUGGGUGCCGGUGACGUGGGACUGAAGAGGGGUGCGCCGAGGAGAGCGAAGUUACACGGGACGUGGAGAUGA